Messenger RNA from Nelumbo nucifera (sacred lotus), 2726 nucleotides. The record is from RefSeq and is a predicted model, not a curated record. NCBI's taxonomy places the organism in Eukaryota, Viridiplantae, Streptophyta, Magnoliopsida, Proteales, Nelumbonaceae.
ACAAGAUGGAGUGGAAAACACGCUCUUUUCAGCCCAUCCAAAAACUCGGAAGAAACAAAACAAAUGAACUCAGUAACUGUACUCAGGCCGGGAGCCGCUUCUCUUACCAGAAGUUCAUAAAAAAGCAGCCAUGGCGUCUGCAGCGGCUCUUCAUUUCCCUACUCUCAGUCGCUUCAACCUCCCAAAACACCAUUCACGGAGGAACACCAGAACCGAACUGUUUCCGUGGCCUCUAAGCAUUUCCCAACAACCGUUGAAGCUCUUCCCGCCACAUUUUUCUGGGACCCAGAGAAGAUUAAACGGCAUUCGCUCUGCUGCAUACGUAUCUGCUCCAGCUUUUGAUCCGAAUAUUAGCGGUGAAAAUCCCAAGGUUGAGGAUUCGAAUCCAAUAAUUACUGCUCAAUCACCAACCGCGAUAAACUGGGGUGUCAUUUGGAGCCUAUUGCUUCGGCACAAGUUAAGACUUGUAGUUUCAGUUGUUACACUCGUGGGUUGCACGACCUGCACUCUUUCCAUGCCUAUAUUUUCAGGGCGAUUUUUUGAAGUACUUAUAGGGGCAAGACCAGAGCCCUUAUGGGAAUUGCUCAGCAAGGUUGGAAUUUUGUACAUAAUGGAGCCAAUUUUCACGAUUAUUUUCGUUAUAAACAUGAAUAUGAUCUGGGAGAAGGUGAUGGCAGCCCUAAGAGCCCAGGUUUUUAGAAGGAUAUUGAUUCAGAAGGUGGAGUUUUUUGAUCGAUACAAGGUUGGUGAACUGAAUGGUUUGUUGACAUCUGAUUUGGGAUCUCUUAAAGAUGUUGUGAGCGAAAACAUCGCAAGGGAUCGUGGGUUUAGAGCACUUUCUGAGGUUGUGGGAACCAUAUGCAUACUGUUUGCACUAUCUCCCCAGCUUGCUCCAAUUCUGGGACUACUGAUGCUUUCUGUGUCUGUUUUAGUUGCUGUAUACAAGCGCUCAACUGUACCUGUAUUCAAAGCAUAUGGGAUGGCCCAAGCAUCCAUAUCUGAUUGUGCAACUGAAACGUUUUCAGCCAUCCGUACUGUGAGAUCUUUUGGUGGUGAAAAGCGUCAAAUGUCAAUGUUUGGUAAGCAGAUUCGUGCUUACCAGAGCAGUGGCAUGAAGCUUGGAACUUUCAAAUCUUCUAAUGAGUCUCUGACUAGAGUAGUUGUUUAUAUUUCUUUGAUGGCCCUGUACUGUCUUGGAGGGAGCAAAGUAAAGGCAGGUGAACUUUCUGUUGGAACUGUGGCUUCAUUUAUUGGAUACACUUUCACAUUGACUUUUGCUGUUCAAGGAUUUGUUAACACACUUGGUGAUCUUCGUGGCAGUCUUGCUGCUAUUGAGAGGAUUAAUUCUGUUUUAUCUGGGACUGAAAUUGAUGAAUCCCUUGCUUAUGGUUUAGAAAGAGAACUCAACAAAAAUGAAGUGGAUGAUGACAAUCUCCGAUUAUUCUAUGCCAAUGGUUCCACUGAGAACAAUCAAGCUCUAAAUACUCAUUACAUGACAGCUUUAAAAUCAAUUAAUAGUGGGUGUGCUCUAGCUUGGUCUGGCGACAUUUGUCUUGAAGAUGUGUACUUCUCUUAUCCUUUGAGGCCCGAUGUGGAAAUAUUAAAUGGUCUUAAUUUAAAGCUAAAAUGUGGAACUAUAACAGCUCUAGUUGGUCCUAGUGGUGCAGGAAAAAGUACAAUUGUGCAGCUACUGGCACGUUUCUAUGAGCCAACAAGAGGUCGCAUAACAGUUGCAGGUGAGGAUGUAAGAACUUUCGAUAAGAGUGAAUGGGCCCGAGUUGUCUCCAUAGUGAAUCAGGAACCUGUUCUGUUCUCUAUGUCUGUUGGAGAAAAUAUUGCAUAUGGGCUGCCAGAUGAUAAUGUCUCAAAAGAUGAUGUGAUUAAGGCGGCCAAAGCUGCAAAUGCUCAUGAAUUCAUAAUUUCUCUUCCACAGGGUUAUGACACUCUUGUUGGUGAACGCGGAAGCCUGUUGAGUGGUGGACAGAGGCAGAGAAUUGCCAUUGCCAGGGCUCUGCUCAAGAAUGCUCCUAUUCUGAUUCUUGAUGAGGCAACAAGUGCUUUAGACACAGUUAGUGAGCGCCUGGUUCAGGAGGCUCUUACCCAUCUGAUGAAAGGAAGAACCACAUUGGUGAUUGCUCAUAGGUUAAGCACUGUCCAGAAUGCACAUCAAAUUGCUCUUUGUUCAGAUGGGAAGAUUGCAGAACUAGGCACCCAUUUUGAAUUGUUGUCUAGGAAAGGCCAAUACGCUUCAUUAGUUGGUGCCCAGAGGCUUGCAUUUGAAUGAAGCAGAAGGAAGAUUAUAAAUUUAUGCUCAUGAUGGCGAAUCAGCAUGGAAAUGAACUUCUUGCCAUUUAUGAGAGCAGAAGACUCGGGAUAGAGGUUUCAGAAGGGAUAAUUGCAGUUUUUAUUGGAUAAAAUCACUUUCAUGCUGCCAGUAUCUCUGAAUUAAGUGCAUGGGGGUUUCAUCAGAACUUUGUUGUGUAUUUGGUUGGUGAACAAUUAACAAAUAAUACACAAUUGCACCCCAAAACUCAAUUGAUGACCUUGGGAGGCAUUUACAAUGUGUUCUUGCAUACUUAAUUGGGGGCUGAUACUUGUAAGUGCUGCACUUUCCCUUUCUCUUGUGGACAAUGCCGCAAUGGGAUUUGUGAAUUGUAAAGACAAUUUAGACUCAUUGUUGUAUGAAAACCAAUUAAAUAAAUGGUUUAUACUUUCUUUUCCCUUUC